AUGGGUCCGGCGGGGACGGGCGCUGUCUCCGCGGAGGACCGCGCGGAGAGGGGCCGGAGCGGGUGGCGAGGUGCUGCCGCGCGGUUCGCUGCCUCGCGCCGCCUCUCGCCCCUCCUCCCUCCCGGGACAGCGGGGGAAAGCGACGGACGCAUGCUUGCCUUAACGUUCCCCGGGCGCUGCACUGAAUGCGCCCCGUCCUGGCAUUGA
Messenger RNA from Rangifer tarandus platyrhynchus (Svalbard reindeer), 207 nucleotides. NCBI's taxonomy places the organism in Eukaryota, Metazoa, Chordata, Mammalia, Artiodactyla, Cervidae. The record is from the annotation of a GenBank genome assembly.